UGCGGCGGCGGAUCGGGGCCGGGGGGGUCCCCGGCUGGGGGGGGGCGUGGUGGAGGUCCCGGCUGGGGCGGUUUGCGGGGUGUCGGGAGGAGCGCCCCCGCUCCGGCUGGGGCCAGUGGCCACGACAUGCGGUCGGGCUGGGACCUGGAGCGAGCAGACCGGUGCUCUGGCAUCGCGCCGGCACUGUUUGCGUCCCCGGGUUGUGGGGGGCUUCGUCGUCCCCCGCCCGAGAGCCGCCGUCUCGCUUGCUGUUUGGAAACGUUUUAG
This is a messenger RNA of Nipponia nippon (crested ibis), 267 nucleotides long. The record is from RefSeq and is a predicted model, not a curated record. NCBI's taxonomy places the organism in Eukaryota, Metazoa, Chordata, Aves, Pelecaniformes, Threskiornithidae.